AUGCGUCCUGGCCGCAUAAAGCUCAGCAGUAAGACUCGACGGUACAUGUUCAGCGGAGAGGGAAGGAGGCAUGACAAUGGCGGAGGAGUGUGCUACGAUCGGAAGAUAGACGGCCCUGACGCCUCUGUACUGCCUCGACUCACUCUUCACCGGGCCUACACACCAGCUUCGUUUUGCUCCAUUGAGACCCCCACGGCCUCGCACGGCAAGGACGUCAAGGUGGAUAAGGAGGACUUUAGAUCGAGUCCAGUCUGUCAGGGUUGUGUGGCCCACUAUCCUGUUCAGACAGUCAUCCGUCGGCAUCGUCACUACUCCCUAAAGCCGGGCUGCGUUAAUUUUGAUCCUCUCAAUGCCUUUGCGAUGCGUCUUUCAGCCGGACGUCCGGAGUGCAGGAGCCAACGUCAGCUGGACUAUGCUGGAGACUAUCAGAUGGAGACCUUGCCGGCCGGUACGAAGGUUGAGCCAAGGUAUCUAAGCCUCACAGGAGGACGAGAGGGAACUUUAGACAACUCGAGCUCACACUCGCGUGAAAGCUGGGCCGGCACAGGUCACGAACCUUCCAGGUCGAGUGUUGAAAUAGAAGCCGGGGCUGGAGUUUCUGGUGGCUUGGAUGCCGUCUCAUUGCGCGGUCGAUCGGAGUGCAGCGAUUAUGGAACUUGCGACCGGUUGACUUAUGCCGACAUCUUUCCCACAACUCAACACCGAAAUGGUGGAUCUGCGAACCUUAGUGAACCCUCGGGUGAGCUGGUUUAUUUUGGCUGGUAUCCAUAA
This is a messenger RNA of Protopolystoma xenopodis, 771 nucleotides long. The record is from the annotation of a GenBank genome assembly. Lineage: Eukaryota; Metazoa; Platyhelminthes; Monogenea; Polystomatidea; Polystomatidae.